GAUAUGAACCUGGAUCGGGCAUUAACCUGUAGGGGGCGCUGUGUACAUCAGAGUUUCCCUGGAAACAAAAACUUGGCAGCUGUUCAGCCGAGACACAUGGUGAGGAAGAUGUUAAUCCACUCAGGCUCAGUAACAACCGCAAAAGGACCCGUGGACACCAUGGGCCUGCUGUCUAUUCUUCGAAGACUAAAGCAGUCACCAGAGCAGGAGGUGCGCUUACUGCUGUUAGGGUUGGACAAUGCCGGCAAGACCAUGCUACUCAAACAGCUUGCAGCUGAAGAUAUCAGCCACAUCACCCCCACACAAGGCUUCAAUAUAAAGAGUGUGCAGUCUUCUGGGUUCAAAUUAAACGUUUGGGACAUUGGAGGGCAACGGAAGAUUCGUCCUUACUGGAGGAAUUAUUUUGAGAACACCGAUGUACUGAUCUAUGUGAUUGACAGCUCAGACAGGAAAAGAUUCGAAGAGACAAGUUUGGAGCUUGCCGAGUUGCUGGAAGAAGAAAAGCUUGCAGCUGUGCCGCUGCUGGUGUUUGCCAACAAGCAGGACCUGAUGACAGCCUCUCCGGCGUCGGAACUGGCGGAGAGUCUCAACCUGCACACAAUCCGGGAUCGCAUGUGGCAGGUGCAGGCCUGCUCAGCACUCACUGCAGAAGGAGUGCAGGUAAAUACAGUGUGGUAUGCAAACAUAGUGUGCAAUAAGCAGAGGUCGAGACGGAGUGAGCUGUUUAGUAAUAACAACUGUGUUUUGUGGUCAGUUUUUGAAUCCAGAAUAGGGAGAUUCGCUGCUUUGACGUCAUAGGAAUAAGAGGAAAUAUGACGAGUUCUGUUAAUCAUAUACAAUUUUCAUGGUAGCUUUCCAGUUUGGCCUGUAUUUACAAUUUACUGAUAUAAAUACCCUGCCGUUAAAUAGAACUACUGUGAUACUGCCUACAAUAGCAAUGAAGAGGUCAAGUCACAAAAACCUUGGAAGCGUGUCUUGUAACUUUGGUUACUUUGCCCUCGACGUACCUUUAGGUUUACA
Messenger RNA from Poeciliopsis prolifica (blackstripe livebearer), 1020 nucleotides. RefSeq names its product ADP-ribosylation factor-like protein 3. Gene Ontology annotation, molecular function: GTPase activity; GTP binding. The coding region runs from base 4 to 798 and encodes 264 amino acids. The record is from RefSeq and is a predicted model, not a curated record. Lineage: Eukaryota; Metazoa; Chordata; Actinopteri; Cyprinodontiformes; Poeciliidae. Gene Ontology annotation, cellular component: cytoplasm; microtubule cytoskeleton. Gene Ontology annotation, biological process: cilium assembly. The transcript is spliced from 6 exons.